AUGGACGAAGCUCAUGUCGCAUUGCCCAACGGACACCUUGUGAAUCUCUCACCACGACCUAUACGCCAGACUUCCUACAAAGCAUACCGUGUCGAGUACAAGCCCUCGACGGAGCUCUCGGCAACACCUCCACCUAGAUACCCGCAAGAAGAAAUACCAACAGGGUAUGUUGUUGCAAGAGGUGCACCGGCGAAUAUAUCUCAAAUGUCAAAAGCUACCAAGCUGCCAGUCCCGAGGUCUUUCUCUGGAAGCCGUAACGAUGAUUCCAGCCAGACGUCUAGUCCCAGAAUUCCUAAACUGACCCCAGCCAGCCAUUCCUUGGGACGGCUCGGUGACCAGCCUAGAUCUGCGGACAAAGGUCAUGAUCCAUACUGGAGGAAGAUCCGAGAAAAAUUGGAGGAGUCGCCGUUGUUACCAAGACGUGUCAGGAGUAAGGAAAGCGACAGAACAGAACCUCCCAGCUCGCCCAUCUCCUACCACCGCAGCAGACUUCCCGCUAGCACUAGCCAAAAUCUGGCAAGCCCCCGGGCAAUCAACGCACCAUCAGGCAUACCAAGUCCAAGCACUGUUAAGAGCAGUGCCGCGCAGGGGAGCAAAAAAAAUGAUCCCACCACUAUUUCUGAGGACAGCCGAAACAGCUGGCGGAAGCAAGGUGACCAAUGGGUCAACAUGGAUGUGGCCGAAACCACACCCCAGAAAUCAGUGAAAACAAACGCGACGACUGAUUCCAGCCCUCGGUCUCAUCCUUCCAUCUCCCCAGUAUCUGCCGAGCACAGUUCUAUCACCGACUGGGAAGAUCGAUUCGUCGUGAACAUGCCAACUGCAAAAGAUCCCAAUCCGCCAACGAUGACGGCACAACAAAUUGCCGAGUAUCAAAGAAGCAUUGAACGAGUACACCGGGCCGGUGGGGAGAUGACAGACCCGGAAACAUUGCCUAGUCGCAACGCGUCUCCCGAGAUCAAAUUCGUGCCUAGCGAACAAAGAACCCAGAGCCCAAGGGCGGCCAACACAUAUGACGGGGCACACGAUGGGCAUCAGAUGCCGAGCUUGCCACGAGACCAACAUCGCCCAUCACCGCAGGCUCUGCAAAAUUCUCAGCCGGAGCAACAUUCACAGCCCCAGCCCACGACUGCGUCGCAACGUCAACUAGCCACCCACUACUAUAGCCCAGAUGAGAUCGGAUAUAAUCGGAUUAGCACAAUUUGGGAGGAAUCUCCCGCAAAAGCGAAGGAAAAAAGACACCCUCAAAAUGCGGAUGGGUCUUUUUUUAGGGUGCAGGGAAAUAUCUGGGGAGAAGAACCCAGACGAAAUCCUCACGUUCGCUUCCCUAGACGAUGCGAGUCUGCAUCCACUCCCAUUGGCCCUGCCUUCCAAGAACAAGCAACAGGCGCCGAAGCAAGUGAGGAAAGUGACGGACCGACAUGCCAUCCAAAGAGUCGAGGAGACCAUAGUCCUCCAAGAAGAGCGACCACAAACUUCUCAGAAUUCGAGACCUGCCCAAUGCUCGAAGCCAUCAGCCAUGUACCAAGAUCGGAGCCGGUCCCAGAACCCCUCUACAAUUCCGCGCACCAGAAGAAAACGGGGGGGGACGACGAUGUGUUCAUUAUCACACCCACUACCACACGCACCAUGAUUCCCACGCCCGACAAGAAAGCAUCUUCGCCAAAGCCGCAAGGGCUACGUCGUCCUGGUGGCACAAAUCACACCGUCACCGCAGAGGCUAUCCAAGCCGUCCGGGCAAAGGCUCAGAUAAUUUCCACGCCAUCGGGGUUGCGGCCCGGGCGACCCAACAUGAUGACCAAGCCAACAGGGCGCACCUUGACAACUUCGCAAACGUUUCCACUCCGCAGCAUCUCCGCCCAGCCGAAAGACCGAGACGACGAGGGUCAAGACGAAGAUCACGCGCAAGAUCGUACUCCAGAACGAGCACAGGGCACAGCGCCCAAUUCUAUCCGUGGCUUCAUCCGUACCACCGGGCUGGCAAGGCCUUCAGGGAUAGCCAGAUCACCCACAGAUAACAUUGCUACGAUCCUGCGCAACAGGACCGAGUCCCUCCGUACACGUGCCGAGUCUCUGCGGAAUGAUUCGGGGUCACCCCAGCGUGUGAACCAGCAGCAGUCGCCAAGUCCUCAACCAGCUCUUCCAUCCAGGGACAACUCAGAAUCAUCACGAUCGGCACGGUCCUUUCAGUCCACCAAGGACACCCCAACUGUCUCGGCAAACAAGCCUCCCUCGCCGCCAAAAAAGGUCACGACGGAAAACAAGCCAGAGGAAAACAAACAAUCUCCCUCACGACCACCCACACCAAGCAAGCUAAUAACGAAAAGAGUGACCUUAUCAGAGGAAUGUCCUUCGUUGGCAAACCCUGCCAAGCCCCCUAACAAGCCCACUACAUCAACCAAAAAGAUUUCUGUACUAGCAAAGCCGUCCAAGUUGGAUAAACUCUCCAAGAUCGCAAAACCAGCCGCUUCUGAAAAGCCUCCUUCUAAGGAAAAGAAACCUGAUACUUCGCAAAAAAAGGAAGAGCGGGUGAAAACCCUUCCUCGUCUCCGUACUUCUGGUAAAGUUUUGGAAAUUGCUGAGCUAGACGGGCUUCAGGUUGCGAGUCCCACCAAGGAGUCUCUUCAGUCGAGUAUCACAGACGUCUCUGCCGAUUUAGGUGACAUGCGCUCCCAAGACAACGCUGAUUCUGACGGCGAGGGACCCAACCCUUUGGCCCUUUCACUUCUCUUCAAUAUUCUUGUUGUUGCCGUCACCCAAGUGAAUAACGCUUUUCGGAUGGGCACCGGUAGCCCUUACGUCAAAUUUGUGGUCAAUAACACACUGAACAUGACCAGCCAUUGUUGGCGCGUCUCCAAAUGCAUCUACAUCGUGGUGUCACGCUACCAGGCCACAGGUGCCUGGCCCAAGCCUCGCAAUGAUCAGGCUAUCAGCCGGUUCAUGGUGGAGCUUCUUCAAGCCAUCGUGUAUCUCUUGAUUCUUGGGAUUUCUGCCAUACUGAUAGGCCGUACUGCCGGCUACGUCGUCCUCGUGUCCAGUUGGAUUAUAUGGUUUGCCAAGCCAUUUGCGUGGGCCUUCCAAUGUGUUGGCCGUGCCCUAAUAAUGUAA
Molecule: messenger RNA, 3108 nt
Organism: Penicillium robsamsonii
Lineage: Eukaryota; Fungi; Ascomycota; Eurotiomycetes; Eurotiales; Aspergillaceae
Product: putative NTP binding protein
Exons: 2
Coding region: 1-3108 (1035 amino acids)
Source: RefSeq, a predicted model, not a curated record